Molecule: messenger RNA, 2328 nt
Organism: Peniophora sp. CBMAI 1063
Lineage: Eukaryota; Fungi; Basidiomycota; Agaricomycetes; Russulales; Peniophoraceae
Source: the annotation of a GenBank genome assembly
AUGGUGCUAGUCUCGAACUCGCGCACCGCGCCAUACACCUUCCAACCGCUCCCCGACCUCGGCUCGCUGCAGCGCAACCCCGCCCACGACGCCCUCCGCCUCUCCCUCCCUCUCCCCUCCUCAAACUCCACGCUCGACACGACGAACCUGCGCGCGGCGUUCACAGCCACCCUAAUGCGGUACAUCGACAGCACCGAUUUCGUGCUCGCCGAGAGCGACACCGACUACCUGCUCGACCCCGAAGGCGUAGUCUUACGCGUAUUCCGCGCGCAGAUGUCACAUGAGCGGAGCUGGGAGAGUUUCAGUGCGGCGCUGGAGAGGGGGACGGAGUGCUGUGUGGACGAUGUGAGGCUGGAGCUGAUGUUGUCGGAGAGGACGAACCCGGUGCCGGCUGUGUUCGUCUGGGACGUCGCGAGCUACGCGGAUAAAGAUAUCUAUCCGGCGUCGGGAAUUGUGUUUGGCGCGCACGUGGACGAGGAGGAUGGAGGGGUAUUCGUGGACGUCCUGGCGGACCGCGCGCUCAUCAGCGCAUCGUCGCUGUCCAACUUCCUCUCCCUCGUCAUCGCGACCUACACCUCCAUCACCGCCUCGCCCUCCUCCCCAUGCACCACCCCUCCCGCCCUCCCCCAACAUCUCCUCUCAAUAUCAACAUCCGAAACCGACCCGUCCCACGAAAAAGUCGUGCUGGAAUGGCUCUUCGAGAAUGCAGCGAACAGGCCGGACGCGAUUGCGCAUGAGGUGUAUGCGAGCCUUGAGAGGGGGCCGGAGGUGGUUACGUAUGGGGAGUUGAAUGAGAGCACUAAUGUGCUUGCGAGGUGGCUUGUGAGCAGGGGGGUGGGCGUGGAGGAUAAGGUUUGUUUGUGCAGUGUGCGGAAUAGAGGGUUUUAUGUUGCGAUGGCGGCUAUUCUCAAGGCGGGGGCGUGUUAUGUCUCGAUUGAUAUCGAGUUGCCCGACGAGCGCAAGAAGUUCAUCGAGCAGGACAGCGAGGCCAAGUUCGUCCUCGUCACGGACUCAGAAGCCGGGCGCGUCUUCGCGCGGCCCGCCCUCGUAACCGACGAUCUUCUGUCUCAAGCCCGCAAGGAACACGGGAACGAGAAUAUCUGUCUCGCGGGGCUCGACAAUCUCGCCUACCUAUUAUACACUUCCGGUACGACGGGGAACCCGAAGGGAUGUUUACUUGAGCACCGCGGGCUGUACUGGGCAAUGGAGUCCUUCUGCGCGCUCCCGCGCCCCAUCACGAAUCCGGAUACAGACAAACGGCUCUCUCUAGCUUCGACCGCCUUCGACGUCCACAUCUCCGAGAUCGUCCAAUCCUGGUGCCUCGGCACGCGCCUCGUCAGCGCCCCGCGCUUCGAGCUGCUCACCAACCUCCGCACGCACGUCGUCGAGCUCGGCAUCACGCAUGUCGGGAUGGUGCCGAGCAUGAUCGAGGCGCUGCUGGUGGAGGCGGACGGGCUGGGGGUGAAGUAUUUGGUCUCGGGCGGGGAGAAGAUUACGGAUGCGCUGCUGCAGAAAUGGUCGAACCGCGACGACCUGCUCCUCGCGAACUUCUACGGGCCGACCGAAGCCACAAUAGGCUGCACAUCGCGCCGCGUCGGCCCUUCCGACCGCAAAGAGAACAUCGGGCGGCCCUUCCCGUCGUGCGGCGCGCGCGUGCUCGACAAGAACCUCGACGUCGUGCCGGUGGGGUGUCCGGGCGAGCUUGUUGUUAGCGGGCCGCUCGUUGCGCGGGGGUAUCACCAUCUGCCGGAGGCGACGGCGAAGGCGUUUAUGAGGCUCGAGGACGGAACGCGCGCGUACAGGACCGGCGAUCUCGUACGCAUGAUGCCCGACAACUCAAUCGAAAUAAUGGGCCGGAUCGACCACCAAGUCAAGUACCGCGGCGUGCGCAUCGAGACGGAGGGCAUAUCCUCCAUCUUGACCACCGCCUCGAAAGCCGCCACCAAAGAAGAUCUCAGCGCGUUGACGUUCAUCACCAGUCAUCCGCAAGUCGGCGGCGAGCUGCUCGUCAGCUUCGUCGCGCCGGCCUCUUCAAAGAGCGUCUCUGUUGAAGAGCGGCGGAACGGUGUACCGCGCGUCGUGCGCCCGACCGCACAAUGGAGUGGCAACUCGGAUUCGGAGGAGGGGGGGACGACGACGCGCGAAUUGAUCCGCGCGCUGAAAAGAGCCGUCGAGGAGCAGCUGCCGCCGUACAUGCGCCCGGCGUACAUCGUGCCCGUCGAGUACCUCCCGCUCACGCUCAACGGGAAGACGGACCGGAAGAAGCUGGAGCGGGUGUUUGGCGGGAUGGGGCUGGGGGAGUUGAUGGGGGCGCAGGGCGGGAAGUAA